Phlebotomus argentipes is the source of this 3433-nucleotide messenger RNA. It is a transcript of the gene Nop17l, whose product is annotated as protein kintoun. Lineage: Eukaryota; Metazoa; Arthropoda; Insecta; Diptera; Psychodidae. Gene Ontology annotation, biological process: axonemal dynein complex assembly. Bases 696 to 2966 code for a protein of 756 amino acids. The transcript has 4 exons. The record is from RefSeq and is a predicted model, not a curated record. Gene Ontology annotation, cellular component: cytoplasm.
UUCUCACUGUAAUGCCAAAAUCAAAUCCUAGGCACUGUAUUCCCAUCGUCUGAUAGGAAGAUUCUUGCAAGGCUGGUUGAAUUCUUAUUGGGAAUUGAUUGCUCUGCAGCGACAUCAAUAGCUGUGAACGAAAGAGGAAAGCACCUGACAGCUGUUUCAGUGGGCAAUUGCGUCAGAAACAGAGUGUUCGAGAUACGGAAAAUUCCACCAAAAAUAAGCAUUUUUAUCUCAAAUUCUCAACUCUUCAGCUUCCUAUUUGUUGCCCAAAUCUCUGUGGACGUAUUUAAGUUGUGAAAUUGGGGAAACUCGCACCAAUUUUGUGUGUUUAGUGAGACAAGUUGGAAUUUUUCCAAAACCACCGGCAACUUUUCCGAAGAGUGACUUUUCUUGUAUUGUAAAAAGAAAAUAUCCAGAUAUUUGCAUUGUCCGUGAUAAUUUGAAGUGCCAGGAAGCAUUGAGAAGUCACCUGAGGAGACUUUGUGAAGAAAAAAAGGAAGAUUUUGUGUGGUAAUUUCGGUCAGUACUUUUCCUCUGUGUGUGUGGCUUCUAAUCAGCCGCUGGCCGAGGCUGAGCGACGGCAGUUCGUGCAUCUCACUCUCUUUCUCUCCUCUUUUGACACUUUCCGGACGGGUGAAUUGCGUAGUUGAAAAAUUCACAUCACCGGUGAGAUCGGGCCACAAAUCUGCGUGCUAAAGAUGAACAGGGAGAAAUGGGAAGAUCUGGAUCUCACCACGGAUGAGAUUAAGUCGCUCACGGAUGCGCUGCAGCAAGAGGAAUUCCGGAAGUUGCUUGUGGAGUACUGCGAAGAGUUGAAUGACCCAGAAAACAAGAGGAAGUUUGAGGAGGAAUUGACCCAAUUGGAAGCUGAGCGAGGCAUCGAGAUCACCUUCAUCAAUCCUGAGCCUGGGUAUGUGGUGAAGACGACUGUGGAUGGGCAGAUGAAGGGCUUCAUCAAUGUGUGUCAGAGUGGAAAAGUACAGCGUCCGGUGAGCGAGUAUAGGGCUUCAGCUGGGGAGAGAGGUCUCCAUUGGACGCUGCCGCACACCCAGGCGCCCCCGCGGCGGGACGUGGACAACAAGGGCGCGGCCUGCAUGGUGUACGACGUGGUGUUCCAUCCGGACGCCCUCCAUUUGGCCGGAAAGAACAACCGCUUCCGCGAUGUCCUCACGGAGACCGCGUGUGACGCUGUGGAGAGUGCUUUUUCAGUGAAACUCGAUCGGACUAAUGUGAAAUACCCCAAAGUGGCGUUCAAAGGGACACCUAAGCCCACAGUGAUUAGGCGUAAGAGUGAAAAUGCUCCCUCGUGUGAGCCGAGCCCUAUUGAUGCGAUUUACCCACCCCUGAAAACCCUUAACGGAGAGCCUAAAGUGCGUGUUGUACCUCAGACUCCCAAGCCUGGUGCUUACGCAACGCCCAAGUACACCAUCACGCAUCGUCGCGACGUGAACUACCAGGAAUUCACCCAUGAAUUGGAUGCCAAGAUCAACGUCACGGUGCCCAAGGAGUUGGUCAUCGCUGUGGAGUUGCCACUGCUCAAGUCCACUGAGACUGUGACUCUUGACGUGACGAGGAAGCGCGUGGUGCUGGUCUGCGAGCGUCCGGCAAAGUACAAACUCGAUAUUGCGCUGCCCUACGACGUGGAAGAGCGCCAGGGCGGGGCGAAAUUCGAUGCCACAACAAGGCGACUAUCGAUUACCCUGCCCGUUGUCAAGGAGCAUCACUUGCAGCUGAUUGACGUCACGCGGCAGGACAGCGGAGUGGAUUCGAUGCCGCAGAGCCCAGCUGUGUCGCCCUCGGUCUCUGAGGGCAGCGAAUUUGACGAGGUCUUUGAGCAGAAGUUCCUUGACAACACCAUCGGCUAUACGCUUCCCAGCUUCACCUGCAACAUCCUGGAUGGUGUGGUGGCCUUCACUUUGAACGUGAAGAAUGUAGAACCGGCUUCUGUGCAGGUGAAGCAGGACGAGGCGCUGGUGCAAGUGAAGUUCACAUCCAUAGGGAGUGGAUUCUAUCCUUCUCACCAUGCUUUUGCGGCAAAAUUCCCCUCUGGGCGGAUUUUGGAAGCGUCCGCUGAGGCCUGGGAUAACAACGUGGUCCUCCAAUGCGAGAUGGAGGACCUUCAGACCUGUGACCACUACGCUGUGGGGCUGUCAGUUGAUGCACUGAAGCCCUAUCCACUGAAAUUCACCACUUCAGCGCUAUCGCCGAAGCCCUCAAUUGAGGAUGAUAGUCUUCGGAUAGAGGCCAAAUCUGUGGACAACGAGGAAGUGGAGAUAGUUAUCGAUCCACCAGAAAAGAUACCUGAGGAACCUCCGGCAGAAGAGCCACAGGAGAGUAAAAAGCCGAACGCGAAGAAGAAGAAUCGCAAGCCUCGUUCAAUGUCUGAGUCUUUCUGCGUCCCUGAGGUGUCUCUUGAGGAUGAAGUGGAGAGAUCUGUGCGGAAAUCGAGAAGCUUGUCCGAAUCGAGUGGCGAUGACCAGGGAAGUCCGCGCUUCCGCUUCAAGGGCAUCCUGAAGAGGAGUUGCAGCUACAAUCCGAGCACCUCGAGUUCUGUUGACGAUCAGAUGCUGUCCGUGUCCGUGGACUUGGGCGUGGGGUCUUUUGAUGGCAUCCCAGAGGAGCAGGGAAUGUCUGAGAGCUGCAAGAAGACCGUGCGAUUCAGCGACGUCAUUCGAAAGCAAUUGUUUAGGUCAAACUCAAGUAUUCUUGGCAGGCGGUUGAAAAACAUGAAGAAGAGAGCUAAGAAACGUGCCCAAGAGAGUCGACGGAUGAGCGAGAGUGAAAAUUCAGAGUGCGAAGAGAAGGAAAAGCCGCAAAGUGCUUCCGUGCGUCGCGACAGCGGAGUAGAUCUCGACACCGGGGCGAAGAUGAAGGCACAGGGAAAGAAAGGCGGCCAAGCGAAAAAGAAAAUCGAUAACACUGCCGAUUUGGAGUUCAAGAGUGGCAUGAUUUUCAAUCUGGAAAUGUGAAACUUCACGUUGUGAUAAGAUUCAUUGAUCAAAUCAAUAUUUUACUCUAUCUCGAUUUACACGGGAAUCGUCGCAACACAAAAUUUCAAACACAAUUCUUAUGGAUAGUUUACUUUGAUGCAAAAUGUAGUUUGCUAUGGUAGGAAUAUGAUGGAAAGAUAACUAUUUGCACUAUUCACUUUUGUAGUCGUUUGAAGAAUGAGUGAGAAACGAAAAGAAAAUCUGGCAAAAAAUGUCGUCUGAGAAUAAGUUGAGUUCUUAUACCAGAGACUCUUCUUCAAUUUUUUUGCCUCUAAUUGUAGUGCUAAUCGCGAAAAAAAUGUAUCUUCAACUAUUUCUAUUAUAACCUGUUUGUCUAACGAAGAAAUUGUAGAGACUCGCAAAAUUGCCGAGUCAGGAAACAGUAGAAUUUGUAGUCUUAAGGUAGCAACACGUCAAGUGUAUCUCAAUAAAAGAGUUUUCAAUUG